AUGAGCGAAAACAACGGUACCGCUGGAGAGCCGACUGUCUUCAAAGAUGGCUCGAAGGAUGAGGGCAUUGGCCUUGAGGCCUUCGCCGCUGCCUUGGUCACUGGUAUAGUUGUGUUCGCAAUCCAAAUCACCGUAUUCCUACUCUUCAGGAAUAAGCUCGCCCGCAUAUACAAACCCAAAACAUUUCUUGUCCCCGAGCGAGAGCGGACUGACCCGCCGCCAGCGAGUCCUUGGUCCUUGGCGAUUUCGCUCAUGAAGAUCAGCGACCGUGAGCUCAUUAAGAAAUGUGGUCUCGACGCCUACUUUUUCCUACGAUACCUGCGAAUGCUCCUGGUCAUAUUCAUACCCAUUGCGUUUGUCGUCAUCCCGAUCCUUGUCCCAAUCAACUAUGUCGACGGGCUCGGGCAUGAGGUGAUUCGCGAAGUAAAUGACACAGCCCCCGACGUACCCCGCGGCCUGGACACGUUGGCAUGGCCGAAUUUGAAGCCUAAGAAUCAUCAGAGGCGAUGGGCGCAUCUCGUUUUGGCUCUGGCCGUCAUUGGUUGGGUCUGCUACGUAAUGUUUCUGGAGCUGCGGAUCUACAUCAAAGUACGCCAGGACUACCUCACCAGCGCAGAACACAGGCUGAGGGCCUCGGCAAACACGGUCUUGGUCAGCUCCAUUCCAGAGAAGUGGCUUACAGAGGAGGGAUUGAGAGGCUUGUUCGACGUGUUCCCAGGUGGCAUUAGGAAUAUCUGGAUCACGCGUGAUUUCACAAAGCUCCUGGAAAAAGUUCGAAAGCGCGACGAAAUACACGAUCAACUCGAAGCCGCGCAGACUGAACUCAUUCGCGAGGCUAAGCGUACAUAUCUGAAGAAGAGGCUUGCCGACGAAAAGAAAGGAAAGGGUGAUAAGGGUCGUCAUCGUCCUACGAAAGAUGAGAUUCAGAAACGACAGGAGGAAGAAGAUGCCGAAGCUCGGUUGCGUGCUCAGCAGGGCGGUAUUAGCGCGGGAACCCAUGAGGAUGUUCCUCACAUCGAUACCGCGCUCGAACAAGAUCAGCGACGGAAUAGUUAUGUGCCUCCAGAACAGGACCUUGCCGAUGGAAGCUCUAAGGAAGCAAAGGGUCUAGGCCUUGGACUCAUCGGAAAAGGUCUCAAGGGCGGCGUUAACGUUGUCGGCAAAGCUGGCCACACUCUUGUCGGAGGUGCCAAGACCAUUCAGAAGGGCGUCGAUGGGCAACUGGAGCACACUGGCGGAUUUGGCUUCCUAUCAGGAGAACCCAGAGGACCAGGAAGCCCGGUGCAGCCCCGACCUGUAACGCGAGGAUCCGACCGGCCACAAAGAACACCUCGCAUGGCAAGCGAUAUUAGAGAGGAGACCAAGAAGACUUCAUUCGACACUGAUUCAGGCUAUCACGGGCAUUCCCCUUCUGGCUCCAAAGACGAAGAUGCCAUGAUGGCGGGGGGCACGCGACCCGACUCGGCUCAGACGCGAGGUAACACGACAAGGAGAGCGAUGAACUUGGAUGGCAUGAUAGUCAAUGAGAACAACUCUUGGUGGAAGUUUUGGAAGGCCCCGUCAGGUGGUUAUGCCUCUCCCGUUCCCCAGGGACGUGAGGAAGAUGAGUUCCCCCUGACUGGUUCGUCAUCUUCACAGAAGCAGAAGAAGACUUUCUGGCAAAGGUUGCUCGUCUCAUUGCCCCUUGUUGGUGGGGAGGAUAUCGCUCCAGUCGAGUAUCCCGUAUCAGCAUCCGAAUUCGCCUAUUCCAAAGAUCGUGAUGAUGGAGCAGAAUGGAAAAAGUGGCUCCAAGAAUCCAAGCGCCCUACCCACCGUCUUGCCAACUUUGAAUGGACGCCUUCGUGGCUUCCCGGGCUGCCUCUGAUCAACAAGGAGGUCGACACGAUCUACUGGGCUCGCGGCGAGCUCGCACGUCUCAACAUGGAGAUCGAGAUCGACCAGAAGCAUCCUGAGAGAUACCCAGUUAUGACCUCGGCCUUUAUUCAGUUCAACAAUCAGGUGGCUGCCCACAUGGCCUGCCAGAGUGUGACGCACCAUGUUCCUAGGCAGAUGACGCCCCGUGUCGUCGAGGUCGCGCCGCAUGACGUAAUCUGGGAAAACAUGGCCAUCACUUGGUGGUACGAGUGGCUUCGAUUUGCCAUUGUCCUUACAAUCGUCGUCGGCAUGGUCAUCCUUUUUGCUUUCCCCGUUAUUUUCUCUUCUGGAGUUUCCCAAAUCGACAAGUUGGUCCAGGAUCUCCCUUUCUUGAGCUUUCUUUCGCGCAACGAACAGAUUUACAACUUUCUCCAGCUUGUUUCUGGAGUGCUGCCGGCCAUCAUCUUGGCCAUCAUUCUCGCGGUCGUGCCCCUCAUCUUCAACUUCCUGGCAAAGCUCCAAGGUGCCAAGACAGGUGCUCAGAGGUCUGAGUCUGUGCAGAUUUACUACUUCGCGUUCCUCUUCUUCCUCCUCUUCCUCGUCGUCAGCUUGUCAACAGGUGCCCUGGCUACAAUCAGCGAUAUUUUCAGUGCCAAAGAUACCGUUAAUAGUGUUGCGGGCAUUCCAGAGCUUUUGGCCAAGAACUUGCCCAGGUCAGCCAACUACUUCUUCACCUACAUGAUACUGCAAGCUCUAUCUGUGAGCUCGGGAACACUCAUGCAAAUCGGCACCCUCAUAGUCUGGUAUGUCCUCGGCAGACUCCUCGACAACACUGCCAGGGCCAAAUGGAAGCGGCAGACUGAGCUGCCCAACGUCAACUGGGGCUCUUUCUUCCCCGUAUACACGAACUUCGCAUGCAUUGCAUUGAUUUACUCCAUUGUGGCCCCUCUAAUCUCGAUUUUCGCCAUCAUCACCUUCAGCCUGCUUUGGCUUGCUCAUCGCUACAAUAUGUUCUACGUUACGCGCUUCCAGACAGAUACCGGCGGCGUUCUGUUUCCAAGGGCUGUCAACCAGCUCUUCACCGGUCUCUACGUCAUGGAGCUCUGUCUGAUUGGCCUGUUUUUCUUGUCAACGGAUGAACUCGGAAACCUUGUUGGUUUCAGGCAGGCAAUUGUUAUGAUUGUGGCAAUGGUCAUCACCGUGGGCUAUCAGAUCCUACUCACCAAGUCAUUUUCACCUCUGUUUAGGUACCUGCCAAUUACCUUCGAGGAUGAGGCGGUAUUGAGGGACGAAGCCUUUCAGCGGGCUCAGGAUCGUCGUCUCGGUCUUGUUAAUGACGAUCCGGCAGACGGUGAUGUUGACGAGGCCGGUAUGCUUCGUGGAGACUCUUCCAUGGCAACUAGAGAGGAGAUUGAGAUGAGAAGGCUGUCUGCAAAGCGCCGCUCAGCCACGGGCAGCGCUCAUGGCUCCAAAGUGGGCAUGCUUAACCCUGUCGCGGGCAUACGUCAUGCAGGGACUUGGGCCGUCCGGGCCGGCAAACAUAUUGAACAUGCCACAUUAGGCAAGGCGGAAAAGAACCUCAAGACUGCGGCUCAGUACCGCAAAGAACGUCGCAUGAAGGACCUCGAGGCGCAGCGUGCUAUAGGAGAUGCGCUGUACGGAGGCUUCCAUGACGAAAUCGAGGACCUGACGCCGGAUGAGCGUGAUGUGCUCGUCCGCGAGGCGUUCAAGCACGAGGCAUUGCGUUCGCGCCGUCGGGCGGUCUGGAUCCCGCAGGACGAGAUCGGAGUGUCUGACGACGAGAUCUACCGCACGCAGUCCUUCAGCGAAUACAUCUGGAUCAGUAACGAGGGCACAGCGCUUGAUAGCAAAGUCCGCGUCAUCUAUGGCCGGGCGCCGCCCGACUUCUCUGAGAUGGAUCUCAUCAGUCUUUGA
Pyricularia pennisetigena is the source of this 3789-nucleotide messenger RNA. RefSeq lists its product as uncharacterized. Gene Ontology annotation, cellular component: plasma membrane. The record is from RefSeq and is a predicted model, not a curated record. Bases 1 to 3789 code for a protein of 1262 amino acids. Gene Ontology annotation, molecular function: calcium-activated cation channel activity. The transcript is spliced from 2 exons. NCBI's taxonomy places the organism in Eukaryota, Fungi, Ascomycota, Sordariomycetes, Magnaporthales, Pyriculariaceae.